CAGUAAAUAAUGUAUUGUUAUAAAUUUGUGCUCAAAGACCGUACGAUUUAUCCCUUUCCUUCUUUCUCCUCCAUAUCAGCUCUGUUUAGCUGCCCAGUGAGCAAUAUGAACGUGUCAUCAGAUGUUCUAUGUGAUGGAGUGUACCAUUGCGAUCAUUAUGAAGAUGAAUUGGCAUGCAAUUAUUCAACAACGUAUCUGCAAGCAGGAGAUUCACAUUCAAUCGACAUAUCACGCAACUACACCAGACGAUUUUACUAUGCAACCGUGCUACAGACAAAUGAUGCGAAUGGAUUUCGAAUCGUGUUCCAAUAUCUUUAUAUCAGAUCUACCAAUCAAGUCCGAAUUGGGAGAGGUACGGAUCCAUCUGAUUCACAGUCUGUCAUCACAAGUCUCUUUGGUACUAGAAGCUCUUCUGAUGAUGUCUAUGUAGAGACAAAUAAUAUGUGGAUUGCUGUCAUAGGAGGACCGACUUACACCAAUCUUGAGAUUAAAGCGGACAUCAUUGCUUUCAACCUUUCAACUCUGUUUAAUUGCCCAGUGAGCAAUAUGAAUGUGGUAUCAGACGUUCUAUGUGAUGGAGUGUACGAUUGCGAUCAUUAUGAAGACGAAUCGGCAUGCAAUUACUCUACGACGUAUCUGCAAUCGGGUGAAUCAUAUUCAUUUAUUAUACCGCGCAACUAUACCAUACGAUUUUACAACACAACCUUGGUACAAACAAAUGAUACGAAUGGAUUUCGAAUCGUGUUCCAAGAUUUCUUUCUCCAUCAUAGUCAUCGAAUCCAAAUAGGGGCAGGUACCGAUCCAUCUGAUCAACAAUCUGUCAUCACAGCCAUCGAUGGAUACAGGACCUGCUGCCCUGUUGAUGUCUAUGUAGAGACCAAUAAUAUGUGGAUUGCUGUCAUAGGAGGACCGACUUACACCAAUCUUGAGAUUAAAGCGGACAUCAUUGCUUUCAACCUUUCAAAAUCCUUUCAUUGUCCAGUAUCGAACAGAAAUAUAUCAGUAACCUUGGCAUGUGAUGGAUAUUAUGACUGCGAUUAUUUCGAGGAUGAAUUAUAUUGUGAUAACCCAGUUACACACCUCGAGGAAGGCCAAUCACAUUCUAUCAGCACGCCAUCUUUCACAAGAGAAUUGUAUAAUACAACCCUGUUGAAAGCAAAUACUACAAAUGGGUUUCGAAUUGCGCUUCAUCGUUUGUAUCUUAAUUCUUAUGAUGAUGAAAUCCGAAUAGGGACAGGGAACGAUCCAUCUGAUAUCCAGUCUAUUGUAACAACUAUCCAUGGAUAUGCAUACUACGAGGAUGAUAUAUACAUAGAUACCCAUAAAAUGUGGAUUGUUGUUAUAGGAUCGCAACAGUACGGCCAUUCGUCCUAUCUUGAUCUGGACAUUAGCAUUACUGCCAUCGAUUUGUUUAAUUCCUUUCCUUGUACGUCGUCGUACAUGAACGUGUCAGUGACGUUGGUUUGUGAUGGAUAUUACGACUGCGAUAAUUACGAAGACGAAUCAUUGUGCGAAUAUCCCGCAAGCUUUCUACAAAAAGGUGAGUCAUAUUUUAUCUACACACACAACACAACGCGCAGACGAUCAUACGAUACUCACCUUUUGCAAACGGAUGCUACGAAUGGAUUUCAAAUUAUAUUCAGGGAUUUAUAUCUCUAUUAUGACGAACAAAUCCAGAUAGGGAAAGGUACUGAUCCGUCUGAUCUACAGUCUGUCAUCACAACCAUCGAUGGAUAUAGACAUUGCUGUCCCAGUGAUGUUUACGUAGAGAGCAGUGAUAUGUGGAUUGUGAUCAUAGGAGGCAUGGAAUACUACAACCUUGAAGUAUAUGCUGAGAUAAUAUCUACUGAUCUUUCCACUUUAUAUAGAUGUUCGAUUUCUGACAAAUUUGUUCCAACAUCGGCCCUUUGCGAUGGAUUUUACCACUGUGAUCAUUUUGAGGAUGAAUUAGCGUGCAAUCACUCAGCAAGGUUUUUAGCCUCUGGCCAGUCUACUUUCAUCACCCCUUAUUUCGUGGACAGCGGGCAUUUUGGUAUAUCUGUUCUAAGCACAAACGCGACUGCAAUAUUUCGACUCGAGUUCCAAGAGGAUCAUCGUCAAAACAGUGAGGAAACAAUACUAAUAGGAACCGGAAAUGACGUCAAAUCGGCCAUUAGAACAUUCCAUGGACAUACUCCAUACCAUCAUGAUAUAUACCUAGGAUCAAAUGUGAUUUGGAUUGCUAUUGUUGGUCAUAAGGACUACAACUACUACGGGAACUAUUAUGACUCUUAUGAGGGUUACGACUCAUAUGACUAUAGUUAUGACAAUAGUGACAUCAAUCUCAAGGUCACUGCAAUUGACAGGUCCAAUCUACAGGAAUGCGGAAUGACUGGCCUGUCUUUCUCAAGUAAUGACCGAUGCGAUGAAGUAUUUACGUGUCCAGACUUUGCCGAUGAAGAAGAGUGCAGUCAUCCAUCCAUUUUUCUCCUUGAAAACGAAAGUUACACAAUAGCCUUUUCCGAUAUCAAAGCAGAGUCCUACAAUGUAUCACUUUUCAUGGCAAAUGCUUCAAAUGGAUUUCGAAUAAGGUUUUUGGAUAUCUACCUUGAUUGCUAUAAUUACUAUAGUUAUAGAGAAUGCGACGAUAUCAUUCAGAUAGGCACCGGAUAUGGUAAUGCUAACAGCCGAUCGAUCGUGAAAACGCUUCGUGCUUUUACUUCUUCCGAGGACGAUGUUCAUGUGGAUUCCAGUGAGAUGUGGAUAUCAAUCAGCGGUAUUUGGAGAUAUGGCUCAAACUACUUUUACAGCCAUGGCGAGAUUGAAGUGGGCACUGUCAGAAUGAAUAGUACGUAUCGGAGGUUUAAUAAGCAUUGACAAUUGGCAAAUUUCACAAGAAAAACUGAACAGUCAAAGUCAAUGAAUAUUUUGUUUUACGAUAUUCUUUUCACUAUUUCAGGAUUGUAAUAUAUUACACAUCAGCUAUGAAAAGAUUUACAUGAUAUAAGAAUUGUAGAAGGGGAGGGGGCUACAAAAACAAGGGCUAGAAUUUAGGAAAUAAAUAAUUGU
Messenger RNA from Lytechinus variegatus (green sea urchin), 3048 nucleotides. RefSeq lists its product as uncharacterized. NCBI's taxonomy places the organism in Eukaryota, Metazoa, Echinodermata, Echinoidea, Temnopleuroida, Toxopneustidae. The record is from RefSeq and is a predicted model, not a curated record. Gene Ontology annotation, molecular function: protein binding. The coding region runs from base 10 to 2856 and encodes 948 amino acids. The transcript is spliced from 12 exons.